GUUGAAGCUACAGAAGAAACCAAACCAGAGCCUUCUUCUUCUUCCAUUCUCACUCUCGCUCACUUCGAUUUCUCUCAGUCUCAGUCUCAGUCUCAGUUGAUUAUCGUUCAAGAAACCAAAAAAAUCUUCAAAAAGCAUCCAUUUUUGGGGUUUUUAUUGUAAGUUCAUGUGAAUUGCUAACAUGGGUAGGUGCUGAUUUUGUGUUUUCAUGUGAACCAAAAAGAAAAACACGCUCCUUCUCUUCUCUCACCACGAAAAACACGCUUUGUUCUCUCCCUCUGUUCUGUACACGCUCUGCUCUCUCCCUUUGUUCUCUCACUCUCAGUCUCACGCCUCCGCCUGUCCGCCAGCCGCCUCCGGCCUCCCCCAGUCGCCAGUCCCCCUGCUCCUUGCUCCUGCAGUCCUGCCUCUGCCUCAAUCAAAACUCAAAAGCCUCACUGAUAUUUAAAGUCUGGAUUCGCCCCUGGUGGUGGUGCUGGAACUGUCCCCAACUCCCCAUUUCUUUGUAUCGUUGCAGAAAUGCCAGGAGAUGUUGUUCACCUCCGUCCUUUGUUUGGGGGGGAAAUAUCAAGCACGUUCCCCAACAGGUUCCAGGAUGUGAGCAACAUUCGCGAUGUCCCGGAUCAUCAGGAGGUGUUUGUGGACCCGAGUCGUGAUGAAAGCUUGAUCUUUGAGCUUUUAGAUUUUAAACAUGAUGUUGCUGAUAAUGGAAGUGCUGCAUGGUUUUUUCAAGACCUUGCUAGGGAGCAGGAUGCUGAAGGAACUGUGGUUAUUGAGCAGUCUGGAGUUCUUGAAGCACCUGGUUUGACACACAAUAAUAUACCUACUGUUGUAACAACAGCAGUGGGCCAAAUGGCAAUUUCUAAGGGACGUCAAGGAAGGGAAGCACAAAAUAUUGUGAAGGUUUAUUUGGCAAAUUUGCGUCUUAAAGGUGUUGACACUGAUGUGCUAAUCACUGCAUACGAGCCCAUUGUUAUAAACCCUUUGAGCGAAAGUGCAGACACAGUUGGUGCUGGCCUAGCCGUUCCUGCUGCUCAAGCUGGAUGCAUGUCCAUGGAUGAAGUCAUUAAACUGGCUGUUACAAACUUCAAGGUUUAUGACUGGGGUCUUUUUGGUCCCUGAUCCUAGGUGUGCUAGGAGCAUGUUGAUGCGAAGCUAUAUGGACUCGGGACUUUCCACAUUGCUACUUGAGUGAAAAUUUUGAAGAAUAGGUUUCAUCCCCAUUUUGAUCAUUCCUGAUGAGUUUUUUUUUUUUUUUUUUCUGUAGGCCAGUAGUACUUUGGUUUAGCAUUUUCUCUUAUUUAAUCUAGUAGUUGUGAUAGAGACCUAAAAUUAGAGUGGGCUUACUGUUAGUGGGCUUAGUGUUAGUGGGCUUAUAGCCUAUAAAUAAGGGAUUACUAGGAGAGUUUAAGCAUCUUUUGGGAUCAUUAGGUAAUUGGGACUUGGGAGAGAGUAGAGCCUCUCGAAUGCUCUACAACUUUUGUAAUCUUCCUUCUAAUUCCUAAUUGGGAAUUAGGUUCACUAUCAAUAUUAUCCUUUUCAGUUCUUCUGA
Molecule: messenger RNA, 1552 nt
Organism: Lotus japonicus
Lineage: Eukaryota; Viridiplantae; Streptophyta; Magnoliopsida; Fabales; Fabaceae
Exons: 9
Coding region: 520-1122 (200 amino acids)
Biological process (GO): protein import into nucleus
Cellular component (GO): nucleus
Molecular function (GO): guanyl-nucleotide exchange factor activity; small GTPase binding
Source: RefSeq, a predicted model, not a curated record